Messenger RNA from Drosophila ficusphila, 1362 nucleotides. Its product is annotated as keratin, type I cytoskeletal 10. NCBI's taxonomy places the organism in Eukaryota, Metazoa, Arthropoda, Insecta, Diptera, Drosophilidae. Bases 100 to 1251 code for a protein of 383 amino acids. The record is from RefSeq and is a predicted model, not a curated record. The transcript has 3 exons.
AAAAACGGCAAGAAGCGGAGGAACCAAUAUUCGGGGUAUAAAAGACCACAAAUCAUCAAGGGGGAGCAUCAUUAAGCCAACAACUGAAAACCACUCAACAUGCGUCUAUUCGUGACCCUCUGCACUUUGGCUGCUCUUAGCCAGGCCAAGCCCCAGGGCUACAACUAUGGCAGUGGCGUCUCCGGUUCAUCCAGUGGAGGUUCCAGUGGCGGUUUCCUGGCCGCUCCCUCGGUGGCCUCCUACGGACCGCUGGGCGCCUUCCAGACCGCCAGUGUGGGCUCCUUGGUGGGCAGCUCCUCGGCUCCGCAGUCGGUGAGCCACUAUGGUGGUCAUGGCGGUGGUGCUACCUACUCCACUGGCGCUGGUCACGGAGGCUCUUACUCCACUGGUGGACAGGGUGCCACCUACUCCACCGGCGGACAAGGAGUCUCUUACUCCACUGGCGGACAGGGUGCCACCUACUCCACUGGCGGUGCCUCCAACUACGGCGGUAGCUCCGGCGGCAGCUCCUUCACCGGCUUCGGACCCUCGCCCAACAUCGGUUUCGGCACCCUGGCCGGCUACCAGGCACCCACGUACCAGCAGCAGCAGGAGCAGGAGGUCCAGCGCGGCUUCCAGGAGCCCAUCAUCCACAAGCAGUUCUUCACCGUCGCCGCGCCCGAGGAGCACGAGAAUCUGGAGCGCUCCAAGCACCUGGUGAUCGGUCGCCCGCAGAAGAACUACCGCGUGGUGUUCAUCAAGGCGCCAUCUUCGAGCAAUGCCAACGUGAAGCUGUCCGCCGAGUAUGCGCCUAAGGAGGAGAAGACCGUCAUCUAUGUGCUCAGCAAGAAGGACAACCAGCUGGAGGUCAACGACAUUGCCACGCCCGCACCCACGGUGCCCAGCAAGCCGGAGGUCUUCUUCAUCAAGUACAAGACCGAGGCGGAGGCCUCCCACGCCCAGCAGCAGAUCCAGGCCGAAUACGAUCGCAUCGAGGGAACCUCGGAGCACCAGGACGCCGGAGUGGCCCCCGCCCAGUCGGUGGUUGGCAUCUUGGACGGCGGUGCUGUUGGUGCCGCCAGCUCUGGCAGCUCUCACUUUGUGUCCGGAGGCACUGGUGGCUCCACUGGCAGCAGCUACACCUCGUCCUCGGGCGGCAGCUCUGGCGGAAUCUCCAGUGGAAUCUCCGGUGGAAUCUCUGGCGGAAUCGGCGGCGGCUCCAUCAUCAAGAACGCCCAGAGUGCCACCUAUCUGCCACCCAGUGGCAAAUAGAUUGUCACUCGCGUGGACGCAUAGCAACAAUUUUACUGUACAGUGAUGCAAUAGUCAAAGGUUUUUUUUUUCGAAAGCAUUAAUAAAUUUUUAACGAAAUAGAUGAAUAUA